Molecule: messenger RNA, 4860 nt
Organism: Siniperca chuatsi (mandarin fish)
Lineage: Eukaryota; Metazoa; Chordata; Actinopteri; Centrarchiformes; Sinipercidae
Product: zinc finger protein 37-like
Exons: 14
Coding region: 539-3415 (958 amino acids)
Biological process (GO): regulation of transcription by RNA polymerase II
Molecular function (GO): DNA-binding transcription factor activity; RNA polymerase II cis-regulatory region sequence-specific DNA binding
Source: RefSeq, a predicted model, not a curated record
GUUAGACUGAAUGUCUCUGUCAGUGACGAACCCGGUUUACAAAAGUGUUAAUUUAACGUUGCUUCGCUAACGGUGAAACCUACCGACAUCUGAGGACACAGCCUAACAACUGCUGCUAUCACUCAUCAAUUCGGCUUGCAUUCAAACUCACUGCCCCCCUUUAAAACCUGAAAGUGAAAGCUCUUUCUAGCUCAGCUUGACUGGAUAAUAUCUAACAUAAUGUGUGUUUGCACAAACUCGGGUGAUCCGUUUGAUAUAUUCACGUGUUUCAGUGACCCACCUGCAGGAACAAAGACCAGAUGUUGGAAAAAUGAUGUUUUAUUUAAACAUUUGCGUGUCAGUAAUCUCAGCUGGUCUUCUUCAGACACUUCAGUCAAUCAAGCAACACUUACAGUAUAAUCUCAGAUGACCAGUUUCCUGUCUCUGAGCCGGCGGCUGGAGGAGCAGCUGAACUCCCUGAAGAGGAGGAGCGGCACAAAUAUGAGCCGAGUGUGGAGGACAGCCGGGCCUGGGCCUCCUCUGCCACACCGAGGAACCGAUGGAGGAUCAGGAACAUCUCACAGAACCGGAUUAUGAAGCAGCAUCAAGGUUAUUGCCUCCCACAGUUCAGUCUGACAGGAGGAAGCCUGGCAGGCCUCGGAUCAGUGAACCACAGGACCACGUAGACCUCAGGAUCCGCAUCCUGGAGGACUCUCGGAUUGAAGUGCUCUCUGCCAGCGUGUAUAAGAAGUACCCGCUGCAGGAGCUGCAGUGUCCUCGUGGCCUGCAGGAGGCGGACUUCCUGGACCUGCUGAGGUCCACCUUCCCUCAGCUGGCUGCUGAGAAACCUUUUGACGUCUUCACGACUGACAGAAGGAAGAGACUCCAGCCUCUGAAGGUAAAGACGCUGACACCAGAGGAGAUCUACGGGUUCACUGGGCAUUCAGCCCUCUACAUCCGGCUGAAGCCAAUAGAAUCAAACAAGGCUUCAGCCAAUGACGUUUUCACUUUCACCACAAAUCCUGCUCCGACCAACCAUCCAGAGCUUGUUUCAUUCACACGAGGGGAACUGACGUCCGCUGAUGAAGAGUUUGUUCCAUCACAGAGAAACGAUGCUGCUGCUGAUCCUCCACCCACUCCUGAUCAAAACAGGUUAUUGUCAACCAGAGUUCAGUCUGACAGGAGGAAGCCUGGCAGACCUCGGAUCAGUGAACCACAGGACCACAUAGACCUCAGGAUCCGCAUCCUGGAGGACUCUCAGACUGAUGUGCUCUCAGCAAGCGUGUAUAAGAAGUACCCGCUGCAGGAGCUGCAGUGUCCUCGUGGCCUGCAGGAGGCGGACUUCCUGGACCUGCUGAGGUCCACCUUCCCUCAGCUGGCUGCUGAGAAACCUUUUGACGUCUUCACAUCCGACAGGACGAGGAGACUCCAGCCUCUGAAGGUAAAGACGCUGACACCAGAGGAGAUCUACAGGAGCAUCAGGCUGACUGGAGCCGGAAACUCUGCCCUCUACAUCCGACUGAAGGGGGAACAAACGUUACAGACCGGAGAGGAUCCCCAGACCAGCAGCCAAGACCUUCAUCCUCUACAGAGACAAGAUGAUGCCACCAAAGAUUCUCCAUCCAGCUCUGCCACGAUGUCAGCUGAUGAAACACAACCUUUCACCGGGUUAUUGUCUCCCAGAGAUUCGUCUGAGAGGAGGCGGCGUGGCAGACCUCGCCUCGGAGAAGAACCGACUCACCACUUCCUCAAAGUCUGCAUGCUGGAAGAUUCCCAGUCAGACGUUCUCUCAAAAAAAGUGUUACUGAAAUCCUCCAUACAGGAGGUGAGGUGUCCUCGUGGCCUGCAGGAGGCGGACUUCCUGGACCUGCUGAGGUCCACCUUCCCUCAGCUGGCAGGAGACAACAAACCUCUAGACGUCUUCAAGUCCGACAGGAGCAGGAGACUCCAGCGGCUCAAAGUGAAGACGCUGACACCGGAGGAGAUCUACAGGAGCAUGAAGUCCACCGGGGUGGAAAAGACGCUCCUCUACAUCCGACUGAAGACAGGAGAGGAGGAGGAGGAGAAAGAAGAGCUCCACCUUUUACAGAGAAACCACGAUGGCACCAGUGAUUCUACAUCCACUGCUGUGGUGAUAAAAAGUGAUGAAGCCGGGCUCAGCUCAAGCAGCCCUGUUCAACAUGUGGACGUUCUGUCCAGCAGCUCAACAUCACAGCAACAGGACAAAGAGGAAGCUGAUGAUGAAGAUGCUGCUGAGAGCCAAGUGGACUCCAGCGAUGGAGAUGACGCAUUUGAUGGAGACGACGACUGGAAACCCGAUCCUGAGCAGCAGUCGUCAAAGAUGAGGCGGAAGCGAGGGGCCAAAACGUCUGGUGUGCCGGAGAAGUUGAUUGCGAACAAAAAAACGCCCUGUAAAGUCUGUGGAGUUUGGUACAGGAUACUGGGCAGUUUGAUCAAACACGCCUGGAGUCACGUGGAGGAACCACAGUGUGUCUGUGGAGUGUGCGGAGAGCAUUUUGUAUCUGUGGACGAGUUAAAGGGACAUCUUAGAAAUUAUCAAAAAACUCACGACUGUUCAUAUUGUGGAAAGUCUUUCUUCACCAUCACUGGCCUCAACUCCCACACCACACUACACACAGGAAACAGGCCAUUUAAAUGUGAUGUUUGCCACAAAACCUUUGCUCACAUGUCCACCUUGAGCGUUCACCGUUGGGUCCACGUGGCAGAUAAACCACACAAGUGUGAUAUUUGCCCGAAAGCGUUCGGUCUGAAGGCGCAGCUCAGAGCUCACAGCAAGGUGCACACAGGUAGAGACAAGUACCACUGCAAUGUUUGUGGUAAAUCUUUCUACGACCUGCGAUCUUUAACCCGCCACAAGACGACUCACUCGGGGGAGAGGCGUUACGGCUGCGAGGUUUGCGGGAAGCGUUUCAAACUUCCCGGCACGCUGAAGUCACACGAGAAGAUCCACACCUCCAGAGACCGGCCGUACCUCUGCCACAUCUGCUGCAAAACCUUCCUGUCAAACUGCGGUUUAACAACUCACAUGAAAACACACAGCAACGAGAGGCCGUUCAUCUGCGUCACAUGUAGCAAAGGCUUCAUAUCCAACGGCGAGCUGAAGGCGCACAUGCGCGUGCACACCGGCGAGGCGCCGUACGGCUGCUCGGACUGCGGUCGCUUCUUUAAACGCAAGACUCACCUGACCAACCACGUGAGGAGCCACCUGGGCAUCAAACUGUUUGUCUGCGGGGUUUGUGGGAAAGCGUGCUCCCGCCAAGAACACCUGACGGUCCACAUGAGGACCCACAACGGGGAGAGACCGUACCAGUGCACUGUCUGCGACAAAGCCUUCACUCAGAGCCACUGUCUGAAAACACACAUGAGGAGCCACCAGGGGGAAGAAGACCCGUUCCUGAACGCACCCACGUCCUGAGGGGGCGAGGUAUCGAACCUUGACAACAUCAUGUGUCCCUAACACACUAUUCUUUGAUCACACUAUUGCUGAUAUAAAAUCUUUUUCCAGUUUUUAUUAAGUUCUUUAAACAGCUGCUUGUGUUUAGACAUUUAAUAUUUGAGAACGUUGGCUUCUUUGGUUAAAUGGUAAAAAAAAAAAAUCCUCAAAGUAAGUCAGUGAACAAAAUGUUCUAGUACCAAAAUUGAAGUACUAACAAACGAUACCAGAGCCGAACAUAUUGUGAUGUGAUUUUUGUUUUUGCUGAGGUCUGGAGAACCACCACGAUGCUUCAUUUAUUUACUGGUAUGUUGUGACACAUUUUACCUUCAUCAAAACAUUGCAGCUGCUGCGAUUUAUCGUUCAGCCCUACUUUUUGAUUUAAACAAAAAUUCAUUAUUAAAUUAGUCAAUCAACAGUUUUUUAACCAUUUGUUAUCGAAAUUCAAGUAUUGUAUUUGCGUUAGUAUUUUAGAUUUUCAAGCGAUACCCAGGCCUACUUUUCAAUAGGAAAGUAAAAUCAAGACGUGCUGAAACAAUCAAUUAGUCGAUUAUUAAAAUUAUUUUCUGUCAAUCAAUCAUUUGUUGCCAGUAAGCCAUCAUUCUCAUUUACUACGUUUGUGUUUUACAUCAUUGUAAAACUAAAGAUAUUUGAGAUUUGGCCAAAACAGUGACAUUUUAUAGACUAAAUGAUCAACAGACAAAAUCAUCUGUUGUAGCUCAAAAAAAAAGUUUUAGUCUGAUUAUUAGGAGUUGCCUCUGUUGUGCUGAUUCCAGGGUCGUAGCACUGAGCAGUCCUGUACUGUAUCUGAUCUGGCAGCUUUGUAAGAAGUAGAGCCGUGUUGUACUUCAUGUCGUAUUUACUGCUUUCAGCUCAUGUAAAGUCCACUCUUGUAAACAUGAGUCCUUGUUAAACUUUGUUGUGUAGAAGGUGACGUCGUGGUGGCUUUUCAUGAAGAUUAAAUCUCAAAUGCUAACUGUACAGUGGUAUAUUUCUUACAUUUUUACUUGAUUUCUUGGAGUCUUAGUUUAAUGUUUCCACUGCUGCCAUGAAACCUUCUGUUUUUAAUGUUGCAUUCAGGGUAAAUGGGAUGUUUCCUCAAACUGAGUAGUUUUAAAUGGACUUAAUUAGCCCUUAAACUCCGUGUGAUAAUUCCUACAAAAUGUUUUGGUAUCUUGAUGAAUGUGACAACAGAACAACUCCAAAUCCCAUGUGCUCCUGAAUGCAGCAUAUGGUGCCUUAAAGUGCAUGUUAUUAUUCAACUAUUAACAGCAAGUAUCCUGGUUUUACAUUUUUACUUCUGCAACAAAAUUAAGCGCAUACUGCUUACAUACUGUACUUCACUGUAAAAAAACAAAAACAAAAUGUGGGCCUGCUUGUUUGCUAUGCUACAUGUGUGACCAAAAUAAACUACAUUCUGUGAAAAA